This is a messenger RNA of Aspergillus alliaceus, 546 nucleotides long. Its product is annotated as translation machinery-associated protein 20. Lineage: Eukaryota; Fungi; Ascomycota; Eurotiomycetes; Eurotiales; Aspergillaceae. Gene Ontology annotation, biological process: formation of translation preinitiation complex. The transcript has 3 exons. The record is from RefSeq and is a predicted model, not a curated record. Gene Ontology annotation, molecular function: RNA binding. The coding region runs from base 1 to 546 and encodes 181 amino acids.
AUGUUCAAGAAAGAUAUCCCUCCGAGCACACGCUCAAAAGUCAAAUCCUCCGUGCAGCGCGGCCUCCGCCAACGCUUCGUGGAAGCAUACCCCGGCUUUGAACCAUACAUCGAUGAAAUCCUCCCCAAGAAAGCCCAGCUCGAUGCUAUAAAACUGCCCGAAAAAUGCACCCUCUACAGCAUCGAAUCAACCCCUCUCUUCUACCAACCGCAGGACGGGCCCCCGAUCCCCCACCUUAAACUCCUCCAUGCCUAUCCUACCGCCCUGCCAACGGUGCAGAUUGACCGCGGCGCGAUCCGAUUCGUGCUCUCCGGUGCGACGUUGAUGGCGCCCGGAUUGACGAGUCCCGGGGGCCGGCUACCGGAGAAGGAGAAUGCGUUGGAGGCGGGUCAGGUGGUUGCUGUUAUGGCGGAGGGGAAGGAGACAGCUUGUCUGGUUGGGACGUUGAAGGUGGGGACGGAGGAGAUGAAGGCGAAGGGAAAGGGGGUUGUGAUGGAUGAGGGGCAUUACCUUGGGGAUGGGUUGUGGAGGAUGCAUCUUGAUUAG